AUGGCCUCACCUCGCAUUGUACACUCGAUACUCGAAGCAUUCCACAACACACACUACCACUACCAGUUGGGUUUGGACACAGAAAGCGAGGACCCGUAUUAUCUGGCUCAAGAAAUAGAACGUCUUUCCCGAUAUGUGCGAAAACUUUACAGAGCGUUCCCAGACAUGAUUGAGCUUGCCUUGUGGGCAGAUCAACUCAAGUACUUGGGAAGAGAUGUUCAGAUUGCACCCCGGCGUAUUCGGCAUAGCCCAAUCCCCAAACACCGGCACAAUCGCGGGUAUCCGAUGCCCCAGAUUGCUUAG
Molecule: messenger RNA, 303 nt
Organism: Bipolaris zeicola 26-R-13
Lineage: Eukaryota; Fungi; Ascomycota; Dothideomycetes; Pleosporales; Pleosporaceae
Exons: 1
Coding region: 1-303 (100 amino acids)
Source: RefSeq, a predicted model, not a curated record